UGGUCAGCAGAGCGCUGGGGAGGAGGACUUGAGAGCAGUUGAUCCUGACCGAUGCUGGGGAGGGCUUGGGCUUGAAUGCAUGCUGGGGAGAAGGAUCACCAAACACAUGGCCUGAGCAGACUGAAGAACAGCUGCCUGCUCGGGCAGGCCCAAGCCCUUGCUGGGUCCACAGGACGGAGGCAUGCCAGAUGCCAAGGUAGAAGCAGCUUUCCAGGCUCCCGACAAGCACUGGCCUGCAGUGGGAGAGGGUGAGGCCCAGCUUCCAGAAAGAGCACCAAGGCCCGGCAGAGGACUGGCUUUGGAAGGUCCUGGGGAUCUUGCCUCUCCUCCAUGCUCUAGACAGCUGACCGCAGAAGGGUGAAAGGAGAGGCGAGAAGGCCACAGGAGGCACCAUGUUCCGCAAGAAAAAGAAGAAACGUCCUGAGAUAUCAGCCCCACAGAACUUCCAGCACCGUGUCCACACCUCCUUUGACCCCAAGGAAGGCAAGUUCGUGGGCCUGCCCCCACAAUGGCAGAACAUCCUGGAUACUCUGAGACGGCCCAAGCCCGUGGUGGACCCUUCUCGAAUCACGCGGGUGCAGUUGCAGCCCAUGAAGACGGUGGUACGGGGCAGCUCAGUGCCCACGGAGGGCUACAUCUCGGGGCUGCUCAACGACAUUCAGAAAUUGUCAGUUAUCAGCUCCAAUACCCUGCGAGGACGCAGCCCCACCAGCCGGCGGCGGGCACAGUCCCUGGGGUUGCUCGGGGACGAUCAAUGGGCCACGGACCCGGAUAUGUACCUCCAAAGUCCUCAGUCCGAGCGCACUGAUCCCCAUGGCCUCUACCUCAGCUGCAACGGGGGCACACCAGCAAGUCACAGGCAGAUGCCAUGGCCGGAGCCACAGAGCCCUCAGGCCCUGCCCAAUGGGCUGGCCGCCAAGGCGCAGUCGUUGGGCCCUGCUGAGUUCCAGGGAGCCUCGCAGCGCUGCCUGCAGCUGGGUGCCUGUCUGCAGAGCUCCCCACCUGCCGCCUCACCCCCUAUGGCCACAGGGAGGCGUGGGGUGAAGGCUGCCAAGCAUAGCUCGGAGGAGGCCCGGCCACAGUCCUGCCUGGUGGGCUCAGCCGUGGGUAGGCCGGGUGGAGAAGGCAGCCCCAGCCCGAAGAACCAGGAAAGCAGCCUCAAGCACCGGCUCUUCCGAAGCAUGUUUCUGUCCGCUCCCGCCACGGGGUCUGCAAGCGGCAGCAAGCCGGUCCCUCUGCCACAGAAUAAGCUCAAUUCUGCUUUCCGACCACCACAAAAAGACCCCUCCUCAAACCCAGUGGCCAAGGCACAGUCCUUGCCCUCCGAUCAGCCCACGGGGACCUUCAGUCCUCUGACCACCUCAGAUACCAGCAGCCCCCAGAAGUCCCUCCGCACAGCCCCGGCUGCCUGCCCACUUCCGGGCCGGUCCUCUCCGGCAGGCUCCCCCCGCACUCGGCAUGCUCAGAUCAGCACCAGCAACCUCUACCUGCCCCAGGACCCCACAGUGGCCAAGGGGCCCCUGGCUGGCGAGGACACGGGCAUUGUGACCCAUGAGCAGUUCAAGGCUGCGCUCAGGAUGGUGGUGGACCAGGGUGACCCCAGGCUGCUGCUGGACAGCUAUGUGAAGAUUGGGGAGGGCUCCACGGGCAUUGUGUGUCUGGCCCGGGAGAAGCACUCGGGUCGCCAGGUGGCGGUCAAGAUGAUGGACCUCAGAAAGCAGCAACGCAGGGAGCUGCUCUUUAAUGAGGUGGUGAUCAUGCGUGACUACCAGCACCUCAAUGUGGUAGAGAUGUACAAGAGUUACCUGGUGGGCGAGGAGCUGUGGGUGCUGAUGGAGUUCCUGCAGGGCGGGGCCCUCACAGACAUCAUCUCCCAAGUCAGGCUGAAUGAGGAGCAGAUUGCUACUGUGUGUGAAGCUGUGCUUCAGGCCUUGGCUUACCUGCACGCCCAGGGUGUCAUCCACCGGGACAUCAAGAGCGAUUCCAUCCUGCUGACCCUUGAUGGCAGGGUGAAGCUCUCAGACUUUGGAUUCUGUGCUCAGAUCAGCAAAGAUGUCCCCAAGAGGAAAUCCCUGGUAGGAACCCCCUACUGGAUGGCUCCUGAAGUGAUCUCCAGGUCCCUGUAUGCUACCGAGGUGGAUAUCUGGUCUCUGGGCAUCAUGGUGAUUGAGAUGGUGGACGGAGAACCUCCCUACUUCAGCGACUCCCCAGUGCAAGCCAUGAAGAGGCUCCGGGACAGCCCCCCACCCAAGCUAAAGAACUCUUACAAGGUCUCCCCAGUGCUGCGAGACUUCCUGGAACGGAUGCUGGUACGGGAACCGCAAGAGAGAGCCACGGCCCAGGAGCUCCUGGACCACCCCUUUCUGCUGCAGACAGGGCUGCCCGAGUGCCUGGUGCCUCUCAUACAGCUCUACCGCAAGCAGACCUCCACCUGCUGAGCCCAUCCAGGGUGCACCCGCUACCUGUGCCAACAGGCAAAGGACGCCGGGCAGCCAGCCCACUGGCAGGGCCUACCUGCCUUGUUCUCUCAGUAUUCUCUCCAAAGAUUGAAUGUGAAGUCCCACCCCUUCCCUCUUGCCCUUUUGCCCAUUGGGCCAGGCCGGACCUGCCCCCCUCAGUCUCGUUCCUCUCGGAGUCCCAGUUGCCUUUGGGAUGACAGCGACCCGCCCCCCACCCCCCUGCAGGUUUGGCCCCUUUGUUAUUUGCACAGGGAUGUUUCUAAGAAACGUGGAGAGUGGUGCUCCUGGCCACCAGCCAGCAAAGCUGACAGGCUGCUGCAGGUUUUUAAAGGUGGUGUCCACCAGUGCCCUGGGCCACCAAGAGGGUGCCUGCCCGAUCUGCACAUGGAUACUGGCUAUUCUCGGCUACAGCUGCAAACCCUGGAGUCCCAGAGGGCCAUGGGGAAGGAUUUUAUUGCCUGAAUCCUUCUUCCUCUUCCCUUGGUCUGACUUCCGGAAGCCCCACUUGCACCUGUUUCCUGCCUGUCCCCUGGCACCCCCUCUCCUUAGAAAGCCUCCACAGAACUGGGAACUGCCUGUGUGUAGGCCAUGGGAGUGGCAAGGGGGAUCUUGUGAGAGAGUGAGUGAGGCUGAUGGUCAAAGUGGUUCCAUUUUCCAAGAUGGAGGGAACAUAUUCUCAUAUUCUCUCUCUCUCUGUGUGUGUGUGUGUGUGUGUGUGUGUGUGUGUGUGUGUGUAAAGUCCCCCAAUGGUCCAGGCUCUUCCAGUUACGGAGAGCCUCAGAAGAGCUGUCCACCUUCCUCAUCCUCUUUUCUACCAAGCUCCACUCUGAAGGGACCUGCCUUUUGGGCCUCAAGUCUCAUGUUGUUAUCUAAACAGUGAAGGGGUAUGUUACAUGUCAAGUCUAAUACAUGCUGGGGGCCCUCAAGGUUUCUGAGUUCCUCACGUACUGAGACAGAAAUAAUAAGGGAAUAAACUUUGUUUUACCUGUCAGCAACUUCUCGGUAGCCAGAUCAUCAGGGACCCCUCCUCUUCAGAACCCUGGGUUGGGACAGAAAGGUGAACCGCCUCGAGGAAGGGGAGUCCCUCAUGCUGAGGGAUGGGUAAUGGGUACCUCCUGCGUGAACCUGCUGCCCCAGCUGAUACUCACCUGCCUCUCUGACCUCCCUCCCUUCCCACCUUCCUGGCUGUUGUGAGACAGGGAAUGCCAAGAACUCCAGUGUCUGGACCCUGUCCAGAUAACAUUUUUAGAUUUCCUCUGCUCCCUGGAAACCUUCAUUAGGGCAAAGAAAUUGCAAGGUCUUUUUGUAAGGGUCAGAGUUUUAAAAACAAAAGCAUCUUCCCUAGGAGAAAAAAAAUUUUUUUUUUUUCUUUUUUUGUGACUUGUUUGCACUUGUGCCUGUUUUAAAUUAAACUGAA
This is a messenger RNA of Psammomys obesus (fat sand rat), 3876 nucleotides long. RefSeq names its product p21 (RAC1) activated kinase 6 (gene Pak6). The transcript is spliced from 11 exons. Gene Ontology annotation, molecular function: protein serine/threonine kinase activity; ATP binding. Gene Ontology annotation, biological process: intracellular signal transduction; regulation of MAPK cascade; protein phosphorylation. The coding region runs from base 393 to 2438 and encodes 681 amino acids. The record is from RefSeq and is a predicted model, not a curated record. Gene Ontology annotation, cellular component: cytoplasm. Lineage: Eukaryota; Metazoa; Chordata; Mammalia; Rodentia; Muridae.